AUGAACAUUAAUCCCACUUACGACACCUACCAAAUACCCAAGUCGGGGUUCGUCAAGCAAGAGGCUGAUAGCACUUACUCGCCACCCCCGAGCUACUGCGAACCCUGGUACAACCCCUACUACUACCAGUACUUGCAAAAUGCGGCCCUGUACAAGUUGCAGUUCAGGGGGCCCCCGAGGGCGCCGCUACAGCCCAAAUUAGUGGCGGGGAAACUCAAGCCUAAACGACAGUUUAUCUGCAAGUACUGCAAUCGACAAUUUACCAAAAGCUACAAUUUGUUGAUCCAUGAGAGGACGCAUACCGAUGAAAGGCCCUAUUCGUGUGACAUCUGCGGGAAGGCCUUCCGGAGACAGGACCAUCUCAGGGAUCAUAGGUAA
This is a messenger RNA of Tribolium madens (black flour beetle), 378 nucleotides long. Its product is annotated as protein odd-skipped-like. Gene Ontology annotation, cellular component: nucleus. The coding region runs from base 1 to 378 and encodes 125 amino acids. Lineage: Eukaryota; Metazoa; Arthropoda; Insecta; Coleoptera; Tenebrionidae. The transcript has 2 exons. The record is from RefSeq and is a predicted model, not a curated record. Gene Ontology annotation, biological process: embryonic hindgut morphogenesis; regulation of transcription by RNA polymerase II; embryo development. Gene Ontology annotation, molecular function: RNA polymerase II transcription regulatory region sequence-specific DNA binding; DNA-binding transcription factor activity, RNA polymerase II-specific.